AUGUCAAGCCCAAUUUAUUUCAGUAAAUUCAUUGUCACAGACCAAGUAUUCUACGUUAGCAAAUUUUGUUAUGCUUUAGUGAAUUUAAAACCAUUAGUUCCAGGCCACGUCUUGAUCGUUCCAUUGCGUACCAGUGUACAAAACCUAUCGCAACUAAGUAAAGAAGAGUCUAGUGAUUUUUUCAACACUGUACAACUAAUGCAGAACUUUAUAUACCAUACUUACCAGGCAGACGCAAUGAAUAUUGCAAUUCAAGAUGGACCUGAAGCAGGCCAGUCCGUCCCUCAUUUACACACACAUAUCAUCCCUAGAUACAGACUGAACAACAUCGGUGAUCAGAUCUACAACAAAUUGGACAGUUGGGAUGGUUCAGAAUGGGAGAAAAGAAGAGAAACUUACCUGAGUGCCAAUGGACGCAUGGGGAGGAAGGAAUUGGCUAAACCUGAGGAUCAGAGGGUAGAGAGAACGGCGGAAGUGAUGAAGAAAGAGGCCAUUACGUUAAAUGAGAAAUUACAAAACUACAUAACGCAGAACCCAGACAUGAAGAAAUGGAUUGAUUAA
Tetrapisispora phaffii CBS 4417 is the source of this 561-nucleotide messenger RNA. It is a transcript of the gene HNT2, whose product is annotated as bis(5'-adenosyl)-triphosphatase. Bases 1 to 561 code for a protein of 186 amino acids. The transcript has a single exon. NCBI's taxonomy places the organism in Eukaryota, Fungi, Ascomycota, Saccharomycetes, Saccharomycetales, Saccharomycetaceae. Gene Ontology annotation, molecular function: catalytic activity. The record is from RefSeq and is a predicted model, not a curated record.